Lasiodiplodia theobromae is the source of this 1263-nucleotide messenger RNA. RefSeq lists its product as uncharacterized. The record is from RefSeq and is a predicted model, not a curated record. The coding region runs from base 1 to 1263 and encodes 420 amino acids. The transcript is spliced from 4 exons. NCBI's taxonomy places the organism in Eukaryota, Fungi, Ascomycota, Dothideomycetes, Botryosphaeriales, Botryosphaeriaceae.
AUGUCUACCGCUACAGUAACUCAGACGCAGGUGCUCAAGCCCAAACCCCCGGUCCUCGACCAGCGUUUCGCCGUGCUCAAGCAAUCCCUCGUCAAACCCGAGCACAAGCAAAAAGUCAUCGAGUCCUACGCCCGCCUCCAGCGUGCCCUCGCCGCCGAAGUCGACCUCAUCUCCAAGAACGGCCCGGCCAUGGUCCCUGAAAUCGACUUCAACGACGUCAUGCAAAACGACGGCACCCUCCCCCCCGCCUUCGCCACCCUCGUCCGCGACCGCGGCUGCGUCAUCCUCCGCAACGUCGUCCCCACCGCCCAAGCCAGCGCCUGGGAAGCCUCGCUAAAGUCCUACACCGCCCGCCACCGCAGCGUCGGCGGCUUCCCCGUCGACAACCCGCAGAACUGGUCCCUCUGGUGGACGCCGCCACAAGUGCAGAUCCGCUCGCACCCGCGGGUGCUCGCCGCGAUGCGCUGCGUCUCGCAGCUCUGGCACGUCGACGACGGCGCCUUGCCGAUCGACAUGGACGCGCAGGUCGUGUACCCGGAUCGUUUUCGGAUACGGUAUCCGAGCACGGACGCGGAGUACACGCUGCCGGCGCACCUGGACUCAGGGGGGAUUGAGCGGUGGGAGUGUGCCGCGAACAGGGAGAACUUCGCAAAGAUUUUCCAGGGCGAGUGGGAAGGCUGGGAUGGGUGGAAGGCGGAUGCGCGGCUGGAGGCAAGGAGCGACUUGUACGGCGUCAACGCGGCGUGCAGCUGUUGGCGGUGCAUGCAGGGGUGGCUGAGCCUGUCGGAGACGGGGACAGGGGAGGGGACGUUGAGGCUGUUGCCGAGUCUGAAGGCGAGCGUGGCGUAUAUCAUGCUGCGGCCGCUGUUUGAUGAUGAGGGCGGGUGGAGCGAUGGCGAGGCGACGUUUCCUGGCUCGGAGCCCGGGAAUACGCAGUUCUUUCCGAGUAAGGAGUGGCAUGCCGCGUUGCAGAUGGAGAAGUCGAUUGUGGGGAUUCCGCCGUCGUUGCUGAGGGUGAGGGAGGCGUUUAAGAAGGCGGCGGUGCCGCCGGAUUUUGCGUUGUAUGAGAUUGUAAAGGAGCAUGAGGGGCAGCAUGAGGAUCAUGGGGCGCGGAGGGACAAUAUUUUGAGUAGUGAGGGAUUGCAGGCGAUGGGGCUGGAGCCGUAUGAUGUUGAUGCUCCGGGGUUGACUGAGGGGCAGAGGAAGAUGAGGAAGAUGGCGAAUGAGGCGCUUGGGUUUGGGACGGCGGCUGAGGAUGACUGA